AACCGUGACUAUAUUACUAUUCAGCUACACCGCGAUCUUAUCUUUCACCACUACAACCACCUACUUUCAUACGCACAUAUUAAUCAUGGCGGAUGCAAGUAAUCUAGCAGCAAAGAUGGAUGUUGACGAAGCCGCGAUUGAUGAAGGCUUGUACUCUCGUCAACUCUAUGUUUUAGGGCAUGAGGCGAUGAAGAAGAUGGCUGCCUCCAAUGUACUGAUCGUCGGGUUGCAAGGCCUCGGAGCUGAGAUUGCAAAGAACGUUUGUCUGGCAGGUGUCAAGUCCGUGACGUUGUAUGACCCAGAACCGGUCACCAUGCAGGAUCUCAGCUCACAAUACUUCCUUCGCGAAAACGAUAUCGGAAAGCCGCGCGCAGCAUCCACCCUACCUCGUUUAGCCGAACUGAAUGCUUACGUCCCCGUCCGGAAUCUUGGAGGAAAUGCAGGACAGGAAAUCUCAGUUGAUUUAAUACGACCUUUCCAAGCCGUUGUCUUAUGUGGCGUCUCUUACGAGAAACAAGUUGAGAUCAACGACUGGACACAUCAGAAUGGUGUUCACUUUAUCUCAGCGGAGACCCAUGGUCUUUUUGGCUCCGUCUUUAAUGACUUUGGUCCAAAAUUUACUUGCGUGGAUCCUACAGGCGAGCAAGCUCUUACCGGAAUGAUUGUGUCAGUGGAAAAAGACAAGGAAGGGCUGGUAACAUGCCUCGAUGAAUCAAGACACGGUCUUGAAGAUGGCGAUUUUGUCACGUUCACUGAAGUGCAGGGCAUGACUGAACUGAAUGGUUGUAAUCCUCGCAAAGUCACAGUGAAGGGUCCAUAUACUUUCACCAUCGGUGACACUUCCGACCUAGGAGAGUAUGUUCGAGGUGGGAUCUUUACCCAGGUGAAAAUGCCCAAAAUCCUCCAGUUUAAAUCCUUGCGAGAGUCGCUUGCAGCUCCAGAGUUCUUCAUGACAGACUUUGCCAAGUUCGAUAGGCCUGCUACUCUCCAUGCAGGGUUCCAGGCUUUAUCACAAUUCAAGGCACGACACCAGUGUCUACCUCGGCCCCGAAACGCAGAAGAUGCUGCUUCCCUGGUAGCUUUGACGAAGAAAUUAGAUGCUGAUGCUGAUGAGAAGAUUAUCACAGAGCUGGCAUACCAAGCAACCGGAGAUUUACCGCCCAUCGCAGCUGUAAUUGGUGGGUUUGUGGCACAAGAAGUGCUGAAAGCAUGCUCUGCGAAGUUCCAUCCUAUGCUCCAGCACUUGUAUUUCGAUUCUUUGGAGUCGUUGCCGACCACACUGCCGACUGAACAAGAUUGCCAACCCCUUGGUAGCCGGUAUGAUGGACAAAUUGCAGUGUUUGGCAAGUCCUUCCAGGAUAAGCUUGCCAAUCACCGUCAGUUCCUCGUCGGUGCAGGAGCAAUCGGGUGUGAAAUGUUGAAGAACUGGAGCAUGAUGGGUCUCGCUACCGGGCCCGACGCUACGAUUCAUGUCACCGACCUAGACACCAUCGAGAAGAGUAACCUGAAUCGCCAAUUCCUCUUUCGUGCCAAAGAUCUCGGAAAAUUCAAGUCUGAAGUCGCAGCGGCAGCAGUUGCAGACAUGAAUCCAGCUCUCAAGGGCCAUAUUCUCUGUAGACAAGAUCCUGUUGGUCAGGCGACAGAAAAUGUCUUCGAUGACGACUUUUUUUCGGGGAUCGACGGUGUUACAAAUGCAUUGGAUAACGUUGCUGCACGUGUAUACAUGGAUCAGCGUUGCAUUUUGUAUGAAAAACCACUCCUAGAAUCUGGUACCAUGGGCACAAAAGGCAAUACCCAAGUUGUGAUUCCCCAUCUCACCGAGUCGUACUCGUCUUCGCAAGAUCCCCCAGAGAAGCAGACAUUGUCGUGCACAGUCAAAAACUUCCCGAAUGCCAUUACACACACGAUUGAGUGGGCUCGGCAAGAGUUCGACGCAAUGUUUGUUAAGCCUGUGGAAUCUGUCAAUCAAUAUCUUUCGGAGCCUAACUACCUCGAGAACUCCCUCAAAUACUCAGGCCAAUCACAUGACCACAUCUCCCAGAUUGUUUCAUAUCUGGUUACCAACAAGCCUUUGACUUUCGAGGAGUGUAUUAUCUGGGCUCGCCUGCAGUUCGAGGAGAAGUUUAACAACGCUAUCCGUCAGCUUCUCCACAGUCUUCCAAAGGAUCAUGUUACCAGCACGGGCCAGCCGUUCUGGAGUGGGCCGAAGAGGGCACCAGACCCACUUGUAUUCGACUCUUCAGAUCCCACACAUCUUUCUUUUAUCAUUGCUGCAGCAAAUCUUCAUGCCUAUAAUUACGGCCUCCGAGGAGAGACCGAUCCUGUAGUUUUCAAGAGGGUUGCAGACUCUGUGAUCGUUCCCGAGUUCUCUCCAAGGAGCGGAGUGAAGAUCCAGAUUACCGAAACCGAUCCCGUCAAUCAAUCGUCUUCUGAUCCUGACAACGUCUCCGACUUGGUCAAGAUGCUGCCUCCUCCAUCGUCACUUGCUGGCUACCGUCUCACUCCUGUCGAGUUUGAGAAGGACGAUGAUACUAACCAUCACAUCGAUCUCAUUACCGCUGCGUCAAACCUUCGUGCGAUGAACUACAACAUCACCGUCGCCGAUCGUCAUACCACAAAGCAGAUAGCAGGCAAAAUCAUUCCCGCCAUCGCUACUACUACCGCGCUCGUCGUCGGUUUGGUGUGUCUUGAACUUUACAAGAUCAUAGAUGGAAAGAAUAAGAUAGAUGACUUCAAGAACGGUUUUAUCAACCUUGCUUUACCUUUCUUCGGGUUUUCGGAGCCCAUCGCUGUCGCAAAGAACAAAUUCCAAAAUACUGAGUGGACCCUUUGGGACCGGUUGGAGUUCAAGAAUGACCCAACGCUCAAGGAGUUCAUCACUUGGUUUAAGACUAACCACAACUUAGAUGUCAGCAUGGUUAGUCAGGGCGUGAGCAUGCUCUGGAGUUCGUUCACGGACAAGAAGAAGAGCGCUGAGAGGAUGCCUAUGAAAUUCACUAGGCUGGUAGAGCACGUCAGCAAGAAGCCUAUUCCCCCGCACGCCAAGCACCUUUUGGUUGAAGUCAUGCUCAUGGAUGAGGAGAUGGAGGAUGUUGAGGUGCCUUUUAUCCUGAUAAAGAUUUGAAAGCAAACGAAGAAGUCCCAUGUACUACGUAGACAAUCAAGUACUGUAUAAUUGCAUCUGAAUGAAGCCAUCCUCUGGACGUCAAGCAUGUGUGCA
This is a messenger RNA of Suillus plorans, 3220 nucleotides long. RefSeq lists its product as uncharacterized. Bases 86 to 3124 code for a protein of 1012 amino acids. Gene Ontology annotation, biological process: ubiquitin-dependent protein catabolic process; DNA damage response; protein ubiquitination. Gene Ontology annotation, cellular component: nucleus; cytoplasm. NCBI's taxonomy places the organism in Eukaryota, Fungi, Basidiomycota, Agaricomycetes, Boletales, Suillaceae. The record is from RefSeq and is a predicted model, not a curated record. The transcript is spliced from 17 exons. Gene Ontology annotation, molecular function: ubiquitin activating enzyme activity.